CCAGUAUCCGGGAGGGUCGAUUAAACCUCACGUUUGCUGAUCAAAAACCGAAGCAACACAAGUUUGGAAGCCAGAAGCUUUACCCUUUCUUUGGAUUCAUUCCUCGUUUCAGAAAUGAGUUACGUUCAAGAAGCCAGAGAAAAUCACGUUAAGAAGAAGGUUGAAGAAGCUUUAAAAAGCAAAAUGAAGGCGAAGGCGUUAAAGGAAUGUGAUCAUUACACUGCUAAAUAUGCUGAGUGUGCUACAGGGAGAACGUUUUCUGUUGUUUGGAAAUGCCGUGCACAAGCUAAAGAGUUGAAUAAUUGUCUUCAUGACUAUACAAAUGACAAAGUUUUGGAAGAAAUGAAGAAAGAGUAUGCGCUUCAAGAAGAAUCCAAGAGACCCGUUGGAGUCUAGCUACGUUGUUGUUCUUUUCCUAGACGAUAUUUCAUGGUUUGUGAUUUGUUGUUCAGUUUGACAUUAGUCAUUUGCCAAAUAGACCCGGGCCUUUAAUAUGGUAUCAAACCAAGAUAAUCGUUGAAUUCGGUGUUCUUGAGGUGUCAAGGUGAGAUUGGUCGAUGUUAUGCGUGUUUGAACAACUUAUAAAACCUGCAAUUAGCGCUUAUCAUGUGAAAACCGUGUAAGCUCUCGAUACAAGUUGUUCUUCCUUUUGAUUUUGGUUUUCCAUAUACUACUUUUUUUU
Messenger RNA from Helianthus annuus (common sunflower), 682 nucleotides. RefSeq lists its product as uncharacterized. NCBI's taxonomy places the organism in Eukaryota, Viridiplantae, Streptophyta, Magnoliopsida, Asterales, Asteraceae. The transcript has 3 exons. The record is from RefSeq and is a predicted model, not a curated record. Bases 115 to 396 code for a protein of 93 amino acids. Gene Ontology annotation, cellular component: mitochondrion.